CUGACUGGCAGGGGCCCUCCUGCCAGCUGGCGGCUGCUCUUACUUGGCUCAAUGUGCUGCAGAGGAGCUGGCUAGAGCACAAGGGUGCUCCAGUGUGGGGCUAGCUGGCAGGCAGCCCCCACACUGACACAUCCGCAUGCCCUAGCCAGCUGUGUCAGCAUCUACACGUAUGCUGCUGCAGAGUAAAAAGCUCCUCAGCAGGAUAGUACUUGGAUUUACAAGUACUACCCUGCUGCAAAGUGUAUUAGUUUACUCCAACCUAAUAGCCCUGCCUGUAGAGGCACUGAGAUGUUUCCUGUGAAGCUAAUUAGUCUACUGUGCAGUAAAUGUCUUAUGUAGAUGCACCUGGGAACAGGUAUUAGCUGAAUGAUUACAGGGAACAGGUACGGGCUGUUUCCUCUGUCUACUCCAGUACAGGUACAGUGGAGCUCAAUGUCACUUUAAAUCUGAAUGAAACCUGCUUUAGGUUACAGAAGUUUAACUCCCACUUAGAAGGCAAUAGAGAGCAAGCAGAUAAAACAGUUACAAUGGAUCAGCUAUGAAGUGCUAUAAUUUUGAAGUGCUUUAACUCUUUGUCUGCAUCCUGGGUUUGACAAUCUCAUGGUUGACCACAGAAUCCUAGAGAACCCUCAGUAUUAUACUAAGCCAAAAUAGCAUGUAGCCUUAAAAGAAAACUCUCUUAUUUUUCACACCUCAGUUGAUUUUUGCAAAGGGAAACAUUAAAAAAAGGGAAAAUCUUUUCAUACUGCUUUCCUGCAGGCUUUGCACAUAAUCAGAUUUUUAAGCAACUGAAAGAAAACAGCACAUUACACAGCCAUGCAUCAUUCUCAGGCUGUUUAACCAAUACAAUCAAAUUAAAAUGAGAAAAUGUUUGUCUGGUCUAUAUAUGCUUUUUUGCUUUGGUUUUGUUUAAUUUAAAGGAGCCUUCUGAUCCAGUGAUCAGGUUCUCAGGAUCUGCUUGUUUCUGUUGACUGUCAGCGCAGCUGCCCUUUGUCAGCCUAAUCAGGCCAGGCUAGGGAAACACAGCUGUUUCCUUAAUGACUCCUGGGGGUCACACCUUUGCUCAAGUUUCAAGGAUUGCUAUUGAUAAAAUGGAGGAGGGAUAGAUACACUGUCUUGUAUCGAGUAUCUCUUGGAGUUUUGUAGAAUAUGAACCUUCUGAUCAUGUUGCUUACAUUUUUGUGACUCAAGUUCCCCCAGAUUCAGGCUUUCUUUACUAAUUUUUGUCAUCAGAAAGAAAGAUCUAUCAAGCCCAUCACUGCAGAUCCCGAAUGCCUCAUCAAAAAUAGGGCUUCACUCAGCUCCACCUCUUUCAGCUUUAUCCCCUCAAUUUGCCCUGGCGACAUUGAAGGAGGAGGAAGGUGAGGAGGAAACCUCUGGAGAGGAGGUCACCCCAUGCACAGAAUGGGCUGAAGGAGGCAAGCUGACCUGGAAGAAGAGAUGCUGGGUACUUGUCAUAGGUGACUCCAUCCUGAGAGGAACAGAGGGUUCCAUCUGUCGCCAGGAUCCCAAGACACAGGAGGUCUACUGUCUGCCCGGAGCGUGGAUUCAGGACAUGACAGAGAUGAUCCUGGCCCUCAUCCGGCCCACUGAUUACUACUCCAUGGUCUUAAUCCAUGUGGGCACUAAUGAUACAGCCAGGAGCAGUCCAGAUCACCUGAUGAAGGACUACCAAACUUUGGGGGGCAAGCUGAAGGAGAUAGGGGCACAGGUGGUCUUCUCGUCGGUCCUUCCAGUGAGCUGACGUGGAAGACACCAUGAAACUUGCAUCUGGGAUGUCAACUUGCGGCUUCGGGAAUGGUGUCUCGAGGCAGGCUUUGGCUUUCUGGACCACAACCCAUACUUCAGGACAAGAGGCAUGCUCGGGUGGGAUGGGCUUCGCCUCUCCCCCAAAGGUAGGCAUGUGUUCUCUUUCAGGCUGGCUGAUCUCCUCCGAUGGGCUUUAAACUAGGUUCACCAGGGGAAGGGGAAGAUGGAGGGAGCCACAGAACACCAAACCAAAAGACACCCACAAGAACAGCCCAGUCAAGACAGGCGACGAGCACAAGAAGUACCCAGGUAAGGGACAGGGGCCUAGAUAGUCCUGGGAUUGGCGGGGCGGUGCACACCCCCUCAGGAGGCCUUAAAUGCCUCUACACUAAUGCUCAUAGUAUGGAGAACAAGCAGGAGGAACUUGCCUUCCUGUUAGCUAACACCAACCCAUACAUAGUGGAGCUCACUGAAACUUGGUGGGAUCCAACGCAUGACUGGGUGGUAAACAUCAAGGGCUACUGGCUGUAUAGGCAGGAUAGAAAGGGGAGGAAAGGUGGGGAUGUGGCGCUGUACGUCAAAGAGCAAUACACGUCCUCAGCAAACAGCAUCAGGCCUGAGGUAGGGCAGACUGAGGUGCUCUGGGUCAGAAUACAAGGGGGUCAGGAGGAAAGGGACUUAACGGUGGGUGUCUACUACAGGCCACCCAACCAGGGGGAAGAGCUGGACCAGGAAUUCUCAGGUCAGCUUGCGAACGCGGUCAUCAUGGGGGACCUAAACUACCUGGACAUCUGCUGGGAAGAGCAGUCAGCCAGGUCUGACUGCUCACAUAGGUUCCUAGCCGAGUUACAGAACCUCCACCUAACCCAGGAGGUGCACAGUCCCACUAGGGGGAAUGCAUUAUUGGACCUGGUCCUGGCCACAGGUGACGACCUGCUGAGUAGAUUGCAGGUUCGCGACCACCUGGGGGAUAGCGAUCAUCGCCUGCUGGAAUUCACCAUCCAGCGCAGGGUGUCAAAGGCCUGCAGCAAGGCAGCAGACCUGGACUUCAGGAGGGCGGAUUUCAAUGAGGUAAGGAGACUAGUCAGGGAGGCACUGACGUCCAGGAGGGGAAGGGAUUUGGGAGUCCAAGAUGAGUGGUCGUUCCUGAAGGAGAUGAUCCUCCAAGCUCAAAGGGUGACAAUCGCCACGCAGAUCAAAGGGAGCAAGAGUGCUCAAAAGCCCCCAUGGCUCACCAAAAGCACCCAGGAAUGUCUCAAAGCCAAAAAGGAGGCAUACACCCAAUGGAAGGGAGGGGCCAUCACCAAGGAGGAUUAUACCUCCAUUGCUUGAGAUUGUAGUGGAGCUGUAAGGAAGGCUAAGGUGGAGAUGGAACUGGGACUAGCAACCUGGAUCAAGGAAAACAAGAAGUCCUUCUUUAAAUACACAGGGGGUAAAAAGAAGGUACUGAGUAAUGUGGGGCCUCUGCAGGACAUGUUUGGAAAUCUGGUGGCCGCACCAGACGACAAAGCUAACCUCUUUAACAGAUUCUUUGCUUCCAUUUUUCUGAGCAGAGAUAGGGACAUCCCCACCACUGGGAUCCCGGAUGGACCCAGGGGAGGUGCAGCCAGGCCCAGGGUCAGUGAGGACCUAGUUAGGGAACUUCUGGUGGGUCUAGACAUGUUCAAGUCAGCAGGUCCUGAUGAUCUCCACCCCAGAGUACUGAGGUAAUUUGGCACAGGUCAUUGCAGGAUCCCUGGCACAGCUUUACAAGCACUCAUGGUGCUCUGGCAAGGUGCCAGAGGACUGGAAAAGGGCCAAUGUGGUCCCCAUGUUCAAAAAAGGGAGGAAAGCGGACUCAGGAAACUAUAGGCCUGUUAGUCUUACCUUGGUCCUGGGAAAGCUUUUUGAGAAAAUUAUCCAGGAUCACAUCUGCAAGGGACCAGCAGGGGAGGUUAUGCUUGUCGCAGUGGACAUAGUCUUUCUGGACUUUAGGAAGGCCUUCGACACCGUCUCUCACCCCAUCCUUAUUAAAAAAUUAGGUGACUGUGGUGUCGACACCUACACAGUCAGAUGGGUCACAAACUGGCUGGAGGACCACAUCCAGAGAGUGGUGGUGGACGGGUCUUUUUCGACCUGGAGGGAUGUGGGCAGUGGAGCUCCCCGGGGCUCAGUCCUCAGACCUGCACUGUUCAACAUCUUCAUCAGCGACUUGGACAAGGGGGUGAAAAGCACCUUGUUCAAAUUCGCAGAUGACACUAAGAUGUGGGGAGAAGUGGGCAGCUGGAGGAGAGAGACAGGCUACAACUAGAUCUGGACAGGUUACGGGGUGGGCGGAUGAAAACAGGAUGGGUUUCAACACGGACAAGUACAAGGUACUGCACCUAGGGAGGAAGAACCAGCAGCAUACCUACAGGCUGGGGAACUCCCUUCUCAUCAGUGCAGAGGCAGAAAAGGAUCUUGGUGUCACUACUGAUUCCAAGAUGAACAUGGGCCGCCAAUGUGGGGAUGCGGUCAGGAAGGCUAACCGCACCUUGUUGUGCAUCCACAGAUGCAUCAUGAGCAGGUCCAAGGAGGUGAUCCUCCUCCUCUACGUGACAUUGGUCAGGCCACAGUUGGAGUACUGGGUCUAGUUCUGGGCACUGCGCUUUAGGAGGGAUGAGGACAGCAUCGAGAGGGUCCAAAGGAGGGCUACUCGCAUGAUCAGGGGGCAGCAGGGCAGGCCCUACGAGGAGAGGCUAUGGGACCUGAACCUGUUCAGCCUCCACAAGAGAAGGCUGAGAGGGGAUCUGGUGGCCAUCUACAAACUGGCCAAGGGGGACCAGCUGGCAACGGGAGAGUCCCUGUUCCCCUGAGCACUACUGGGAGUAACAAGGAAUAAUGGCCAUAAGUUGACUGACAGUAGAUUCAGCCUAGACAUCUGGAGGCACUACUUCACAGUCAGGGCAGCCAGGAGCUGGAACCAACCUCCAAGGGAAGUGGUGCUCGCUCCUACCCAGGGGGUCUUUAAAAGGAGGCUAGACAUUCACCUAGCCAGGGUCAUCUGAUGCCAGCAUUCUUUCCUGCCCAUGGCAGGGGGUUGGACUCGAUGAUCUGAUUAGGUCUCUUCCGACCCUACCAACUAUGAAACUAUGGAUGCUAAAAUUGAUUUGGGACUUUUGUGCAUAUACCAGAGUUACCACGCUACAGUGCAGUGCAGGUCCUAUCUGAGUUACAGUUAAACUAGUUAGCUCACAUCCUGGUAGCCACAGAAGCACAAAGCUCAGCAUGGGCUGCAAAACAUGCUUGAGGAUCUGGUAGUAACAGCAGUACAGAUAUGCCCUAUUUGGCAGGACAGUCACCCUCUACUCACAAGGAUCCCAGGGCUGCAAUAGGAGGAACACUGGAGAUGGGGUUUGAGGUACUCUGGCUGAGUUGUUUAGUUGGAACAUGCCUUCCUGCACUACAUAUGUGCUAGCAAACUUCUUACCAAGCACUAAGUUCAACUGAACAAAUAUGGGUACAUACAUUCUAAUCUGCUUGCCUUCCUUGGCACCAGUGAUUUGUUUAAUAAAAUAUUAAUGAAGUAUAAUAGAAAAAUGAUUAUAGCUCUUUGGGAUGUGGUCAGAAUACCCCAUGUGUAUCUCAAGAAUGUGGAACCUGCAAAAAUAUCAAGCAAGGGAGAUAAUGCUGUAAGGCCCUUGUGCAGGUAUGGACUGGAAUGGCAUGAUGCAGGGAACUAUGUGAAUAAGGCAGGGCAGUAAAUCAUUGCCAGUCAACACUGCUGUAAAUAAGGUCAAGAGAUCUGCAGAACCAUUACAUGGGUACUUCCCCAGUUCCAGCCAGUGCAUCCAGCCGUAUUACAUUUGAGUGCAAUCCCAGUGAGUUAUUAUCCAAAGUCAAUUUACCAAGCCUUUUGUUUUAAGAAUCUUUAAACAAAGGAGGUGAACAAAGUCCUUUUUAAAGUAUAACCUCCAAUGGAAAAAUAAAUGCUGUCUGGAUAUGCUUCACAAAGCUGGCAAUAGCUAAAUCAGCAUUUCUGUAGGAACAAAAAAAAUUUAAUAUAAAUCCCUCCCCUCCUGUCUGGGAAACUGGUGCCUUAUGUCCCUUUAAUUAACUCUAGAAGGUCCAAUAACAGAGUUAUGACACUGCCGUUACUGGGAUUAUUUGUAAUUAAAAGCAACUUGAAAGUAACAUAAAAUAGCACGCACUGAAUGCUGAAAUAAAUGCAUGGGAUCAUAUUGAUUAAAGCUUCCUUAUCAUCAUUAAAACAAUGCACAGUUCUCUGCAUUUCACUGCCUGACAAAGACCUCAGAAACUUCUAGAACACAGACGAUUUUGCUAUGCAUUUUUUAUUAUCUAGGACGCUUCAAAUUAGAUCUAAACAUUUCUAUGUCUUAAACCCUAACUCUUGCUUCUGCAGUUUCAGGCCUAGUCCUCUUAUUCAUCCAAAUUCUUAAACUUCAGGAAAAAUGUAUAUUCUAUACAACAGAGGUAUCAAACCCAAAUUGGUUGGUAGGCCAUAUUCCUUGCUUUGCAGACCAUGUGAUCUGGCUGCGGUAGAUUGCCCACAAUACCCCAGAGUGGUCUAGCUCUUGCCAGGGCUCUGGCAGCGGCAGUGAGAAGUCCCCCCACCAUGAGCAGGGCCGCUGCUGUGUGGAGGGGAUGUCAGCACAGUCCGCAGCCAGAGGAUUAAUGCCAGGUUUGUGACCCCUUUCAUGCCCUCCUACUGCAGCCUCCACCACUCACCCCUGCCACUGAGUACUGCCAACUCCUGUGGCCACUAGCAAGAUGCAGUUAAUUUGGCAGUAGCUUCAGUAGGGGCUACACUUAUAUGUCCUCUUGCCUCUGCUCCUUCCCCUGCCCACUGCAGCGCUACCGGGACUAUCUGGGUAGCCACAGCGAGAUGCCAUAGAAGAUGAUGGUGGGCUGGAUGACCAGCCUUCACAGGUUGCAUGUUUGAUACCCCUGCUAUAAAUAAUGUAAUUUACACUUAAAUCUUAACUUCUCUGCAAACUCUCAAACUUUCUUGGGGGGAACUCACAACAGGUACCUCCAGUUUUUUCUCUUGAAACAGGAAUUUAACCUCAUAGCUCAUUAUCAUUCUCCUGAUUUCUGCUAAUUUUUCUACACUCCACAGGUGUUAACGAUCCUCUAUCCUUUUUAACAGUCUUGAUGUUUCACCAUUCUAUGCUUGCUCCUGCAGUUUUGCUGUCUGUUAGCCAUUCCUGGCAAUGUCUCUCAUCUAUUUCACAGCUCUGCAGACUGCCUUUAGCUUUGCCUAAAAACCUUAACUUAGGUGGAGUAGUAUUAACUCAGGUGUAGAAAUGACUAACAGUUAAGUAUUGGAGGUGCUGUCAAAGCACUCAAACUUUUGUUUUAUGCACCUGAAUUAAACUUGCAUUUAACUGUAAUGACUACAGGACUAAUGACUUUUAACUACUUUUUGCCUAGUUCAUUCAUUUUUUUAAAUGGCCAUAGUAGCUAGCAAAUUAGUGCACAUUCCAGAAGUGCAAUAGUGCACAUUCCAAUUUGUUUUUGCCUUGAUCUUCAACUGAAAAAUAUAGUGCUAGCCCCCUAGCAUAUUAGCAAAACAUUUAUAGUUUCUCUUUAACUGGAGAAAAAUGUGUUGUGUUAUAUCAUUGUGCACCACACCAUCUGCACCCCCCUUCAAAAUCCUAGAUCUGCCUAUGGGCAUGACUAUUUUAAUUUCUCAUUUUGUUUCCCUUUGGGGAUUGCUUUGCUUUGCUGAUUUGUGGGACAGCAAAAUAUUUGUCACUGAUAUAAUAAAGAACAUGUUAAAAAUAGAAGAGAAAAGGAUUCCUUAGGGUUAUAUCUUUUAUUGGACCAACUGUAUUUGCUGGGAGAGUUGGACAUCUUUUUGAAUACAAGACCUUUUUUUUCAGGGUGCCUGAUAAAGUUACCUGACAAAGGAUAUCUUGCAUUUGAAAGCUUAUCUAACCUUUUUCCAACUAUAAAGUUGAUCCAAUAAAAGAAAUCACCUAAGAAAUCCUUGCAUCUUGCAUAAUUCCUGGACCACCAUGGCUAGAACAUCAUUCUAACACUACCACAAAAAAUUGAAUAAACUGGGGAACUUUUAGGGAACGAUCUAGCUACAGAAACAAGUUAUUCUCAACUACACCUAAAUGUAGACUCUCACUACACAUGGUUAGAGACCUCAGAAGUCCUCCAUUUGAACUAGUUAGUUCCUGUGAAGCACAGGACUGGGAGUCCGGACAAUCUAUCAGCACUGAACCUCACUCUGGCUGACUCCACUUUCUAGUUCUGGUUAAACUAUUUAACCUUUGAACCCAGUUUUUUUUUCCUAUCUAUAAAAUAUAGUUAAUGAUUCCUGCGCCUAACUUAGGGAUUAAGACUUGCUUGUUCAGGUGCUUUGAAGCCUAUAAUGAUUCUCCAGUAGUUCUUAGUUCCUUUUUCUGUAGGCCACAAAAAAUUGUUUCUUAUGUUUCACUACCAUAUAGCCUGGGCAGAACUGUUGCGAGCCUCACAUCCACCCACUCAGCUGCAAUUACAAGAUUGGGGCCUUAGAUGUUAGGAGCUCUUAAAUGAAUGACAUUUAACAGGUAGUUAAGAGCUUACAGCAGGUAGACUCCUGGUGUAGCAGGAUGUCUUAUCUAACUAAGUCAAGUCAAAGACUUCUCAUGCUACAUGCAUUAGACUGCUGUCAUAGAUACAAGAAUGCAGCUAUUUUACUACUGAAUUGGAUGUCCUGUCCAUAGGGGGCAGUGGUAAGGGGUCAGGGAGAGGGGGGAACAUUUUGAAUAUCUGACUGCCCAGCAUAAGGCUCUCCAUGAUAUAUAAUCCAGAUACACUUGUGUUAUACUCCAGUCCCUGUUUAUUUUAAAACUAUCAUGAGCCUUCCUAGCUCAUCUAUGUCAACCCAUGAAAAUUACAUGACCCCUGCUGACAGAGCAUGCUUCUUUUUGACUGCUCUUCCCAGCCAUAUCUUACCAGAAGCAGAAUUGUCUUCCCUCGCUGCACUGCUGGAACUUCUAACCAUGGAUAGAGAGUCUGUGCCUGCAAAACUGGUACAAUGUGUUGUGUCCAAAGCUCAUGCAUUUUCCUGAAUGCCAGCCAGGCCUAAUCAAUGACAGCUGGACUGUAGCUUAAAACCACAUCUAUAAAAAGUAGAAAAAAUACACUUGUGUUUCUGCUGCUUUUCGAAGCAUCCCUGUGCCAGCUCCUUCACUGUUUCUUACCCUACUGUGGCUUCUAAUGAUCCAUGCUCCUGCUGAGCAGUAUCAUAGAACUCACAGUGGGUCAGAUCCUGACACCGGUGGUAAGCCCAUGUACAGGGGCUACACCCAAGGGUUCCCUGCAGAGGCACAGAGGAGAGAGAAUGCUCCACGUCAAGUCAUGGGGCAUGAAGUAGAGUUACCAGUACUAAAUCUUGGGGUUGCAGCAUGGAGUCUUUGAGCCUGUAUGAGUGCCAUGGAUAGCCUAUAGAAAGAUCUGUGGUGGAAGGGGAUGGUACCACCAUUGACUGAAUGAAAUGGGUCUAUGCAGGAAACUUGCAAAACACUCGCUCCGCUUUCUACCCUGCUCUAUGCUGUCCUUUCACAGUAUCUGAUGAAGUAAACCUGAGUUUACAAAAGCUUGUGCUUUUUCUAUAUCUUAUUGAGUUAGCUUAUAACGGUGCAUAUCUAUCCUGCCUUCUGCCUGACUGCAGAUUAACAUGGCUAUCUACUGCUCUCUGCUCAGGAAUCCUCCCCCACAGGCUAUGGCAUAAAGGAGACCAUCAUAGCUAUUAGAUUUUAUAGUAGUCCAAGGUCAUCAUCACUUCCACUGGGUGAAAAAAGACUGAAGGAUCCAAAUAGCUGCAUCCCUUUCACAUCCCAUUUCUAAUCCUACUGCAUGAUAACAUGAAGGGGCCCUGGAAGAGCUGAGCUCUGCUUGGUUCCCUGAUCUUCCCUUCACUUGCAGCUUUAUCUACUGUGUUACAAGAAGGCAUUUCCUCCACAUAGAAGAAGGGCUAGUGGUUAUACCUUGCUGAAGCAACUGCACAGUUCAGAAAGAAAUUCUUCUCAUUUGAGUCAACUAAAGCAGUGGUUCCCAACCUUUUUAGACCAUGGACCAGCAAACUGCAGUAUGUCGGUCACUUCCAGACUUCCGGUCUGGCAGCCAACCCUUAUACCGGGUCAUGGCCCGGGGGUUGGGAACCUCCAAGCCAUGAGUGACUGGUACCUCCUGAAUCUGGUGGGCACCUGCAGAAGCUGCUGAUGGCGGUGGCCCUGUCAGGAGGGGGGGCACCACCCCUACCGACAGCAUCAGUGUCGGCCAUCGGGGGAAGUGGGCACCGGCCCCAUCGGGGGGCCAUGUGUACUUCAAUGCAACCCCCUACCAGUUGCCUAUGCUCUGAACUAAAGGAUUAAGAUACUCAUGGGGUGGGAGACAUCUUGGAAAAAGAUACUGUUUGCUACUAUGUCUGUGUCUUGGUAAAAUAACUUAUGUGAAAUGUUCCCUAUCAAACUGACCUUUUGUCAGCAAAACAAUUAUUUAUAUGAAAAUAAAAAAAAAAUACCACAAAAAGCUCUGCUGAAUUCUGUGGACUUAUUAUCUUCAUUACUGGAAACCUACAUGCCUUAAUUGUUGUAACAUUUAGUGGAUUAUACCAAGAUUAAUAAUUUGAUAAGAUGUUUGUGUUUUCCUGCCGCUACAAAAUCCCCUAAAAUUAUAUGCUGAACUGCACGAAUCUCAUCCAAGCCUCAUAAGGAAGCCAGCGCAGCCUUU
This is a messenger RNA of Alligator mississippiensis (American alligator), 10458 nucleotides long. RefSeq lists its product as uncharacterized. The record is from RefSeq and is a predicted model, not a curated record. Gene Ontology annotation, molecular function: catalytic activity. Lineage: Eukaryota; Metazoa; Chordata; Crocodylia; Alligatoridae. Bases 1936 to 3081 code for a protein of 381 amino acids. The transcript has 2 exons.